AUGUAUCAAAAUGUUUCUACAGCAUUUUACAAAGCACUUGAUCGAGGAACUUAUUUUAAACUUCUUCCAGAAAUUAUAACCAAAGCAAUCAAAUUGAAUAAAAGCAACGAAGUUGAUUUUAUGCAAAAACUUUGCAAUGAAAUCCUCAACAGUGGAGAUGACAACACCUAUUACGACGAUUCUGCUCAUUCCAAUCUAGUCUGUCUAUACGGAUUCUGUAAAGAAUUCGGUUUCAAAAAUCCUUCAUCAUCCGAACUAUUCGACUUGCCAAAAGACUACUACCACCAUGCAAACGACUGUGGCAACAACAAAUACGCUAGAAACUUUCUAGCACGAAAUUACAGAGACGGAACCGGUGGCGCGAAAAUUGACAAUCAAGAAGCGUUCAACUGGGCAAACGAGUCUGCAGCACUCGGAUUCACAUCAGGACAGUACAAUUUGGGAUACUGCUACAUAAAAGGAAUCGGCGUUUCACCCUCGAACGAGUUAGCAUUGCAUUGGUUUAAAGAAGCAGCCAAAGUAUAUAAUUCUAUGGCAGAAUAUAAUGUCGGAUUUUGUUACCGAAAUGGAUAUGGGACCGUGGUGAAUCAAUUGAAGGCUACUUAUUGGUACCGUCGUGCCGCGUCCCAUGAUGAUGGAUUGGCACAGUUUGUGUUGGCCGGCCGGUAUCAUAAGGGAAAUGGUGUGAAUCGCGAUGUUCAUAGUGCUAUACGGUUUGGAAUAUGUGCUAUGAGAAAUGGGCAGCCAAAUAUUAGACGCACUUUGGAUAGUAUUUUUUCUAAUGAUUUAUAUGUUUGGUAUAACUGGUAA
Ambispora gerdemannii is the source of this 810-nucleotide messenger RNA. The record is from the annotation of a GenBank genome assembly. NCBI's taxonomy places the organism in Eukaryota, Fungi, Glomeromycota, Glomeromycetes, Archaeosporales, Ambisporaceae.